AUGUUUAGCGGUAAAUGCACGAGCAAGGCCCGGCUCGACGGCAAGAUCGCCAUCGUCACCGGAUCGAACACGGGCAUCGGCAAGAUCACGGCGAAAGAAUUCUACAGGAUCGGUAAGCCGGCGACGGGUCGUCAGGGGAAGGGCGCGCUCGCCCGGCGCGACUAAAAUUUUAUAUUCUCGGAGCGUUUACACCGCGCUGAUUCUAUACCUAUCUAUUAACACUGUCGAAUGAGCUAAACUCGGGUUGAUUAGUCGGAUUGGAUCGAAUACUGCAUAAAUACACUCGUAGUACUUGUAGUACGACGAGUAUUCGUAGUGUUCGAGUAGUUCGGGUCUGUCGAUCCGAAACGGGGGAACUUUUGAUCCGAUAUAGGCUUACAAUGUAAAUAUACUAUUGCCAUAUCAUUUGUCGCAUUCCUGCGCGCCUUAAUCCCGCGGUCUUUUCUAUCUUAUGUCUUGUAUCUUCUUGUUUUGUUUGCCGUCUUUUAAUAAGUGACCACGGUGUAAACAAAGCACAGUGAUAAAUGAUAAUAAUAGUAUUAUAAUCGUGUACGCUGGCGUCGAAAGAUCGUAUCGUCAUCGUGCACAACUUGGUAACACUGAUUCUAUCUCGAUAUAAAGAUACCUACAUCGUUUAUUAGUAUGCCGGGACAUUUUAAACAAAAUAACAAUCAAACGUGUGCGACUAAUACACAAAAAAAAAAAACCUUGAAAUAUUCUUUUAAGUUACGUGAACAUAAUAUCCCCUCUCUUUCCGAAAGUGAUCGCGGAGUGUUUGAGAAUUACUGAUAUUCUCUCCGAUAUCUGUACGUUCCCCUACUUUAUCUGAAUACUUAUAGUAUAUCAUGGGUACGCAAAGAAAAUAAUAACAUUAUCGUGCUGCUGCAGAAUACGUCUCCUCUACCUCCCUCCUUCUCGUGGUCACCAACAUAAACACGAUUAUGAAUUUAUUAACUACAUAGAUUUUAGAUUCAGAGUGUGGCGAGGAAUGUAUUGGUUUUACAAAGAUGUUUAUUUUUAUACAUAUAUAUAUAUUGUGUACAAAAAUUCUAUCAAAAACCUUGUUCCGUUACAUUAUGUACAUUAUGCUCAAUUUAUUUGUACAUUCUAAUACUUAUCAAUAACUUAAAAAUCUUCUAGAAAAGUCGUAUGUAACUAUGUAAUUUUUUUCUGAAAAUUUAGGUGUCUAAGGUUUUUUAUUUUUUUAUCAAUUGUUUUUGGUAUCUCACGUUUAUUUCGGAAAUUAAAUAGAGCUUAUUAUUAAAUAAAAUCGAUACUAUAAUAUUAUUACGUUAAAUAUCAAAAAGUUGACAUAAUUCAACCAUUAUAGAAUAUAGAUAGAUAACAACGGAAAUAUUAACAUAAAAUAAUGUCUGUUUUCUACCGAAAAAAAAAAUAAUUUAUAAUAAUAAAAAAUAUCUGUUAAACUAUUGUCGAAUACUUUUUGUCUUUAAUAAAAAUUCGUCUAUAUAUUAGACGUAUAGAAUCUACAGGGUUAUCUAAUACCUAAUCCUAAUAAGGCGGUUUUAAUUCAAAUAGUAAAUUAUUACAAUAUGUGUUCAUUUUUUUUGAUUCUGUAAAUCCAAUAACAGUUCAGCAGAUCUUUUCCCAGUAGACUACCCUUUCCGCAUGAACGGAUGAGUUACUUUCAAAAAUUUCUUUUGCGUCAACAGUAUCGACAAUGUCGAUAGUUAAUAAUUGUUACGACCUAUUGUUUUUGUACAGAUAAAAUUGAUCGUAAUAGUAUGGCUAUUAAGAAAAUAGUGGUUAAUGACAUUGGACAAUCGCGUUAAAAGAAAAACAACGUAUCAAUAAAUAUAUAGGUAAAUAUUGGUACAAGGUUAAAAACCAUAAUAUGAUACGAUGAUUUUUUUGGGAAAAAUACAAUAUUUUAUGAUAAUAUUAACAUUAUUCCAGGGUCUCAAAACGUUAUUUAUAACGUUGUAACGAGAAAAAAAUUUACGAAAUCAAUAAACGAAAGAUAAACGAAUAAAGCGAAAAUCGUUAAACAUUACGUAUCAUAAUUAAUGGUUAUAAUAAUAAAUAAUAAACGUAACUAUAUUAAUGUGAAAAAACAAUCGUAAAUAACAUUACUGGAAAUAACGUAUGAACUUUUUUAUUUUUUACGCAAGACAUACUUAAAAUAUAUUACAUUAAAUAUAAAAGAGUUCAUAUUUAAACAUAAACUGGACGAGAUAACAAUAAUAAUACGAGUAAAUACUCAUUUUGGAGUGAUUACGACCGGCUCACUCGACUUCAGUAAGUAAAUCAAUUCGUUUCUGUAAUUCCACUUAUUCGUCUUGUUUAUGUUCAAUUUAAUCGGUACAGUUUGGUGUAAAUAAUAAGUAUGCCAUUUCAGAUUGCAUUAUAAAACCUGUUAUUGACAGUUGUAGAUAUUUCGUCAUAUACCUAUUAAUUUCAUAUUAUGUUGGAACAAUAUUUCAACGUUAAAUAUAACGUUUCAAAAAAAAAAAAAAAAACGAAAAACUAAAAUAACGUUUAAAAACAUAAUAACGUUGGACAUUAAAAUUGUAUAAAGUUUAAAUACUCGAAAACGUAAAAACGAUAAUUUUUUGAUACAUUAAAAGCACUGCGUUAAUUCAUAAAUAUUUCGUUAAAAUUGAAAUCUCCAAAAGGCGCAUUAUCCUCGAUACUAAAACGGUGGCGGUCAAAUGAUUUGGUCAUGAGGGAGGGCUAAAGAUAAUUUUUUAACAAUUAUUAUUAUUCGCGUAAUAUUUUGUUUUUUUGUUUUUUUUUUUAUACAUAAAUAUGUGGAUAAUAUGAUAAAUAUUGAUGGGAGGGUAACGAGAUCAUAUCGGAUAUAUCCUCCUGGUCACUCUUCCGUCUGACCGCCUCUACUAUACGACAUUUUCGUCCUACCCUACCCCGCACCCCCCUAACGGAUGAUGUUCAUUCGGGGGAUGCGCGCGUAAUACGCGGAUGUUCGAAAAGCUAAUAUAAUAAACGCCCUACUCACGCGACGACGCGACAUUGAAAUUCAACGCGACUUUCGUAUCGUUUUCAAUACGCCCGUACUUAUAUGUGUACGUAAAAAAAAAAAAAAAAACCACAACUCUAUGCAUGUAUAUAAAUACAAUUCCCCCGUGUUCGGGCGGCUCGUUUUCGCGGAGGGGGAGUCGAUCGAAACCGUCCGGAAAAGCCGGUGAAUGCGCGUUAUGCGUUCGGUGUCCGUACAGCGACGGGGAAAAAACGGUGUCGACGAAUCGCCGACGUGUUAUUUUUAUUUCAUUUUUUUUUUUUUUUUUUUUUUUUUAUCAAUACGUCGGAAAAAAAUUCGAUACGCCCGUCCCCGGGCGCGCGCAACAUAAUCGAAUUCGGGACACUGACACGCGGUUUGCCGGUUUCCCGGACCGCCACGCGAAACGUCAUAAACGGCCGACCGAUUUCGGGGCCGCCGCCGUCCGUCCCGCGGAUAUCCGUUUCCCCGGGUGGGCGGCGAUUUGUCGCGCGUUCCCGUCCGCGGUCGCCGCGCGGAAUUUCGACAAUUUCAUACGCCGUCGCGUACAAAAAGCCGUUGUAGAUUAAUUGACAGUGCAAUAAUCGUACGGCGCACUAACACUAAAAUUAUCCGAUUGAGUAUAUAAUGGGGAAAAAAAAAAAAAAAAAAAAAACGUUCAAAAAAAAAUACCGACUUAAUAUAACGUUUAUGACGUUUACGUGGUAACCGACGUUAAGGCUCGUCCGUUAUUUAAUCGUGCGAAAAUGUACGGGGAGGGGCCGCGCGACAUGUCCGCCUGGAAAUCGUUUUUCGAAACGUAUUUAUUUUCGGCGACGCGACGUAAUCAUCGAUAUUUUUACGACGGUGCAGACGACGUAAACAGAAGUAAUUAUUUCCUAUAAUAACGUAAUUAUUAUUAUAGAGGUAGGAUUUUUUUUUUUUAUGAUUUUACAUUACACGUUAUUCCUGUCGAUGUACGUACAUUUAAUGUAUGCAAUUAAUACUUUAAUUAAUUUUGUUUCACACGAGCCAUUAGUUAUUGCGCUAUCACUAGCGUAUGAUAAUUAUAGCUAGUUUAAAUAUCGUGUGUAAUCUAGUGUAGGCCGUGUUGAAUCCGGACAACUUUUCUGGGGGGGGGACCUUAUUAAAAUUAUAGUAAUGACAUUACUCUGUUUUUUUUUUUUUUUUUUGCUUAUCUACCCUCUUACUAAGAACGGUCAAAUUUACUCACAUUUAACAGGGGGAUGGGAGGCAAACAAAAUUCCAGAACGGCUAUCGCCCUCCUAUCAUGUACCUAGAUUCAGCACUGAAUGUAGGUACUGGAAAUUGUCACACCGCAAUAUGUAUGAUACACUAUAAAAGAUACUAGAGAAACUAGCAGUAAAAAUUAUCUUAAUUUUGCUACUCAGUCGUGAUAACAUGUAAUAAAUAUUAAUCGAAAAUUUAUGUAUUCUUAUUGGUCCCCGAUAUUUCUAUGCCCGUAACUGGUGUGGAAAAUAUGACGUGUUCUAUUAUAUACGUGUAUACUGGCUAGCGUGAUUCCUUUAACCGGCAUACUAUCACACUAUUCAUAUGGAUCCAUAGAGUUAUAACUCUAUGCAUGGGCCUAAAAACUAGGUGAACUAGGUCCGUGUGAAACGGACUUUAGUGAGCUAUCUUUACGAUUCGUGAAACAGAAUCCAAAAAAAAAAAAGAGAUUUUCAGUCAAUUUUAAUUAUUAAUUAUUUUUAUAGUUGUGUUUGUUUUUUUACAGAAUAUUAAAUUAUAAUUUUUUAUUUUCAAGGAUAUAAAGCUUCAUAUAUCUAUUACUAGAAUAUUAAAAUAAAGUUAUAGUAUUUAUUGUUUGUUAUGUAAAAACACUAUAUCAGAAUGUAAAUCCAACCUCUAGAAGGAUAAUUUUAAUGGAUUUGUUAUGCAAUUUUCCGUCGACAAAACGGCGAUGGCGGUCGGGCGCGAAAGUAGAUAUUUAUUUAUUUAUUUAUUAAUACGGACAAAAGUCCAAUUCACAAUAUAUUUGUACAGAUAACAAUAAUAUAAUACAAUUUAAAACAAUAAAAUAUAACAUAAUAAAAAAUGAAAAGAUUAAUAUAUCGAAUAAUACGAGGGUUGUCCCAAAAGUAAUGCACAACGCGCUCUAGCUGUCUUGCAAUGUGAUAUUAUCAGCUGAUUUUAGUAUCAGUUUGUAGCUUAGUCUAACGAACUGUUUUUGAGCAACGCGCAUACAUUAAAAUCGAANGAAUAACAUCACCAAGAGCAAAAAAAGUUCGUCGCCAGCAAACAAAGGUGAAACAAAUGAUGAUUUUUGCUUACGAUAAACUUGGGAUAAUUGUCACUGAUCGAGUUCCAAUUGGCAGUAGUGUAACCGGGGAUUACUACAAAACAUUCCUUACCGAAAAAUUACGACCAGAAAUUCGUAAAAAGCGACCAGGAAUGUUACAAAAUGGUGUGUCCAUAUUGCACGAUAAUGCGCAGCCGCAUAUCGGAGCACCAGUCGUCGCUCUUUUGGAGAAAUAUGGAUGGGAACGCCUCAAACACCCACCGUAUUCGCCGGAUUUAAGUCCCCCGGACUUUGAUUUAUUUCCAAAACUGAAGGAACCACUUAGAGGGAUCCGUUUUCCCAACUUAGAUAUACUAAAUGAAGAAGUGAGCCGAAGGAUCCGUGAACUCAACAAUGAUGGCGUCCUAUGCGGCAUUCAAGCGCUCCCGAAACGAUGGCAAUCGUGUAUAGACAAGCAGCGAGAUUAUAUCGAAGGUCUAUAAUAUUGUAUUUAGUUUAAAAUAAAAACUUAUUUAUUCAGAGCAAAUCGUGCAUUACUUUUGGGACAACCCUCGUAGUAAUAAUAAUAAUAAUUAUAAUAAUGAAUAUAAUAAUAAAAAUACAUUCAAUGUUUAAUAAAAUAAUCAACAAUUUCCCGAAGACAUUAAAAUAUUUAUGGGGUCAUAUGACGUAAACUUUUUAUUAACUUAAUAUUAUCAUAUUAUAUACGACUCAACCAGAAUAAAAACGUAAUUUCAAAGCAAUAUUUAUCGUUUUUUUCCUUUUUUUUACCUAACCUAACCUAACCCGUUUAAAAUAAUCAUGAACUCCUAAAGCUUUGUAUACGAGUAUCCACUGGAAGGAAUGACACCUUCCACUCCAAACUAAGAAAUUCACACUGCUGAGUCGGCAAUUCAACGGUAAUAGUUAAAUUGUAAAGACGGCAAAACUAAUAAGUAGUUUCUUAGUGAUACGUAAUAUUACCUAUGUAUUAUUAUGGUAUUACUUGUCGAAGGACAAAGUAAUUUGAAGUCUGCAAAUUGUUAAUUACGCCCCUCCAUAGAUUUUUGUUAGCGUUGACUCUGCCGCCAUAAUUAGAAUUUCUAUAUGUAUACUAAAAUAAUAUCUUUGGUUCCCAGGAAGAAGGGCUUACAUUAAUUUUUUUUUACAAUUUCUAUAAUUAUAAAAUAAUUUGAACCAAUUUUGCUGUAAUUUUUAAUUUUUACAUUUUAUAAAAUUGACUUAAUAAGGUGUCAGAGUCUCCGAAUAUUUCGUUCAAAAAAUUGCUUCAUAGGAAAAAAUUUCAUGUCUCAUUGAAUAGUUGAACAUUCUGAUAUGAAUUUGUUUUGAUUUAGAAGAGAAAGUAUUUUUGUAGUUAACACUGAUCUCUGAUUCUAAAAAUUUAAAUUCCUAGAAACUGUAUUUAGCUUCUUAAGAAUUCCAAUUUUUGUUAAUCAGAGUUAAAUACGAUCCAUAAAACGAUUUUCUCUUUCAAAAAUAAAAAAAAUAUCGAAAUUGUAGCGUGAUUAAUUGGUGAAAAAUUUAAAAAUAACAAUUUGUUUUUCUUUAAUUUAUCGAUUGCAAAAUAUAUUUUACAUUACCUAUAUAUUUGCAAUAUAUAUGGCAAAUAUAUUUUGAACACCAUGAUCAAAAAGGUUAUACCUGCUAAUAAGUACUAGCAGGUAGGUAUUGUUACAAUGUAUCCACGUUAAGUAUCUAUCUGCUAUACCUAUAGUCUUUAUUUAUCUCAUUUUUUAUCACUGAACUUCAGUUAUUUGGUACAAUAAUUGCAUUAAUCAGUAUUCAAUUGUGGGUACCUACGUCUUUACAGAUCAUCUUGUGAAAUUAUUUUAAAAGCGAUAACCUUUACUAUGUGUUGGCAAUAAUUUUAAUCGUAUUUGUUUACAUUGCAUUGACAACAAAAAUGUAUGACUAAUAUAAGUAUCUAUAAUAUUUUAAAACUGUAUGACUAAUCAUAUUACUAAUAUUUCACUAUUAUCAUUAACAUUAAUGUGAUAAAACUAAUAUCAUUUUUGUUGUUCGAUCAAUGGCGAUUACGCACAAAUGUAUAAUAGUUAAUAAUAUAAUAUUUAAUAUAAAAUAUUGUAUUUUAGUAACGCGUAAAAUUUACCAAGUACCGACCUAUUUUUAGGCGUGUAGUUUUUUUUUAAAACUCGUAUGAAACGUGUUCAAAAGUUUGCGAAAAAAAAUUAAAUCCCCGGGCAUUAUACAAAGAGAUGAUCAAUUCUAGAUAAGAUACUAUCAUUAACUCGGAAAGUAUACUUUUUUCGAAUAAUUUAAGAAACAAGCCGCUCUAAAAUGUUACCUACCUGCAUUUCUGUUAUUUUUUUCACACUUAUUUUUCUGAGUGAAACUACGGGCGCAUCCUGGUUGGGUUCCAGAUCAAAAAUCUAUACUAGUUGGGUCCCGGGUUUCCACAAGUAAUACUAAUCUAAUCAACUAGUAUCAUAAAAUUAAUAUCUAAUAAUUAUAAUAGUUUCCAAGUUUAGAAAAAUAAAACGCAAUGAUAAUCCUAUAAUAUCUACCAGUUUAUAAAAAUUUUAAAAAAAUAACCCAAAUAGAUACUCACGUUCAAAUGAGAGGUUUAGAAAAAUGAAAUGAAGGGACUGUAUUUAAAAAAAAAAAAAAAGAAUAUAAAGUAUGAAACGACAAAAAAAAUUACUGGCAACAUAGAACCUAAGUACUAACAUUUUAAAACUGAUUGUUUCAUAAAUUGUUUGAAAAAAAAUUAAUGCUUUCCGAAACAAUGAGUAUCUUAACGAAAAUUAACCGCCAUUUAGGUAACGGAAUCGUGUAAUUUGCAAUGCAAUUCGUUCUGUCGUUACCCAUAUCACAACUGCUAAACGAAAAUUUCAGGAGCAAAAGUUAUAGUGGCGUGCCGAGACGUGAAAAAGGGGGAACAAGCCGUUUCGGAUAUUGUGGCGGACGUGAAGGGCGACAAUCUCGGUCAACUGGUCGUCGAAGAACUGGACUUGGGGUCUUUCAAGUCAAUUAAGCAUUGCGCCAAAAGAAUUUUACAAAACGAAAACCACAUUCAUCUGUUGGUGAACAAUGCCGGUUAGUGCGUGAUGUGUUUUUUUUUUAAGUGCACCGACAAUUGAGUAUACCAAUUAUUUCAAUUUUUUUAGGCGUGAUGGCGUGCCCAAAGAGUACAACCCAAGACGGUUUCGAAACACAAUUCGGCGUAAACCACUUGGGACAUUUUUUGUUUACGUCGCUGUUACUGCCAAGAAUACGGAAUUCGACGCCAGCUCGCAUCGUAAACGUGUCGUCACUUGCACACACGAGUAAGUUUUUUUCACACCCGACGAACCUGUACGCUUAACCCGAUUUAUUUUCACCCUUCUGUUUUGAACAGGCGGCGUUAUUAAUUUCGACGACUUAAAUUACGAGAAGAGUUACUCGUCCAUGGCGGCCUACGGUCAGAGUAAACUGGCCAACGUAUUGUUCUCGAAAGAGCUGGCACGGAGACUCGAAGGUUGUCAUUAAAACUUUUGAACUAAUUAUUAAUAAUUGCAUUAUUUCGGAAACACGAUCAGUGUUGUGCGUUAUCUAUGUAAAACAGAUAGUCCGAUUCGUCACAACAACUGAAUAAUAUACCAACCUAAUAUAUUAUGAUAAUAUUUAUAGGUACUGGAGUGCAUGUGUACAGUCUCCAUCCCGGGAUCGUGCGCACUGAAUUAGGCCGAACGAUCGACCAAGUGUACUUUCCGGGCAUGAGGCUCUUGGCUAAUUUCUUUCUCUAUCCGUUCAUAAAGACUCCCGAACAAGGAGCUCAGACCACUUUGCAUUGUUCAAUAGACGAAAAGGCAGGAGAAGAAAACGGUCUCUAUUACAGGUUUGGAUUUUUUCAACGUUCAAACGCUUAACAUUCAAAUUUCACAAAGAUAAUAAAUAGAUAAGGUCGUUUUUUUUUUUUUUUUUUAGCGAUUGUAAAGUUAAAGAACCAUCGACGUUUGCCAAGGACCCGGAAUUGGCAAAAAAACUUUGGGAAAAAAGCAUAGAAUUGGUCGGUUUAAAGGAUUACGAUAUGUUCAACUCCGAUGAUAGACUUCCUGAACCUUUGAAAGACAUCGUCGUAUCAUAA
This is a messenger RNA of Cinara cedri, 9324 nucleotides long. NCBI's taxonomy places the organism in Eukaryota, Metazoa, Arthropoda, Insecta, Hemiptera, Aphididae. The record is from the annotation of a GenBank genome assembly.